GCGUUGACGCCCAGGUGAUCAGCUCUAUAAAGACGAGCUAUUUUCGACGUGGCAGUAUCAGUCACAGGAACUCUUACCCGGUAAAGAGUCUCAGACUGGACAGAAAGGACAAGACAUAGGAAGGUGUGAGAGGUUGACUUACCAAACAAUGUCGACUGUCCUGACACUACUGUGUCUCUGUAGCCUCACCUUGUUCACCGCUGCGGACUGCAAGGUGUUCACUCCAGAACUGACUUCUAAAAUUGAAGCGUUCGUGGAAAAAUACAUGCAGGCAUAUGGGCCUGUCGGCCUUUCCUUGGCCGUCGUCAAGGGCAACGAGACGUGGACUCGAGGAUUCGGCAUGGCCGACAAAGCCUCACAACGACCAGUCGAUUCUUCCACUUUGUUUGCCCUCGCGUCGUCGACCACAGUCUUCACAUCAACUCUCCUGGGUAUGCUGAUGGAUGAGAGUAAGAGCGGAUACACAUGGAAUACACCAGUCAAAGACAUCCUUGGCAGCGACUUUCAGCUGGAAAACGACUACAUCACCAACCACACGACACUCAAAGACAUUCUGGCGGGGAGGACGGGUUUAAGUAGCAGCCUCACACCGAUACUAGCUGGCGUUGAAAUGUCCAGGCAAAAUUUAACGAGACGAAUUCAGUAUUUACCUGCAGUUGAGGAGUUUCGUGACGUGUUGAACUACAACCUCUGGAUGUACACACUGGCCGGGAGGGUCGCCGAGGUGAUGGGCGGAGCAUCGUGGGAGGAACUUCUCCAUCAACGCAUCUUUCAGCCUUUGCAGAUGACUGACAGCCGGGUCAUCGGGUACAAUGUGAAGGUGGAUGCGGACAACUUCGCCUUGCCUUAUGUUUGGCACCGGAAUGACGUGGUGCUGUCGGAUAGCGCGAUUUACAGAUUCACACCAGUGGAGCCCACGAUCGGAAUCGCGACCUCAGCAGGCGACAUGGCCAAGUGGUUGUCUUUUCAUUUGCGGGAAGGGAAGACGGCGGACGGAGUGCCUCUUCUCAAGAAGGAAACCCUCAAGGAAACAUACAAGUUGCAAAUGGCUCUUCCUGGAACUUUUAACUACGCGAAGAAGCCUAAAGACCCAGUAACCUUCGGCGUCUACGGCACUAGUUUCUGCUGGUUUUUGUCCUACUACCGAGGUUACCAAGUGGAAUGGACGGGGGGAGGAUUAUACAGCUACAACAACUUUAUAGCCCUUAUUAGAGAUGUAGACCUCGGCAUAUACUUCAGCACCACUGCUUUGUUCGACACCAACAUUUAUAAGCGAUUUGAAAUCUUCUACUACAUCGUUGACUUACUUCUUGGAGAAGUUCCUUGGCGAAACACAACCACCUUCCCCAAGUUCUCUCUUGCACCAGAUCGAAACGCUACCAACACUACCUAUACUCCUGUCGUUGUCCCAUACAUCGUGGAAAAUCCUGAACUGUUUGAAGGAACCUACGGUAACAGGCUGUUCGGGGACGUUUCCAUCUCCCGCAACACAAGCGGUGAACUACUAGUCAGCUACGGCCGCAUCUUGGGCAAACUGCGGAAAACCAAUAGCACCAACGUCCUACUGGCAGACCUCUAUGGCCCCUUGGAGUUUUUACACAUCGCGGAGAUGACGUGGAGUACAUCAAAAUCACCUUCACCUCACCAGGUGAAUUUGGUCAGUACCAGUCGCUCCUGUUGAGUUACUACGAUGACCCGCUUCUGUUCCAGCGUAAUAUCACUUUUCAGAAGUAGCAACAAGUAACGGUACCAGCGGACACAAUCAGCCGUCAUCUCUCCUGGCACUUUAGUACAACAACUUUAGAGAACAAUGUCCAUGAAAGCAAUAAAACAGAGCUCGUAGAAACAAUUCCAUAUUAUUGUCGAAAAUAUACCUUUUAUGUGAUGAUUAUAUAUUAUAUAUAGUGACUAAAUAUAUUAUCAAAUUACUUUGAAAUGUUUGACAGAAGAAGCAUGGUCCAUCUUUUUAAAAGAAAUUUAAAAUAAGUGGGAUUAAUAAAAGCCUUGUUGGCGCAGUUCAUAUUUUAGUGAUGAUAACUCGACACGAACAACAUCACGUGAAUGAUUGUUAAGUACCGCUGCACAGUAAUUUAGAUAUCCUACAUGUUUUGCACACGCUGUGCAUAUGUUCUGACAUGAAAUAAACCUUUCUUAAGCUGACUGAUACAUUACAAAAAAAUAGAAGUAAUUGUCAAAUUAAUUUUGCUGUAAAAUCCUUUUUUUUUAACCUACGGGUCUGAUAAUGUUCAUUUUAAAAAUACAAUGUAACUCCAAAUUCUACAAUUAUUUUUUAAAUCACAUGAAAAAUUUAGGAAACUUUUGACAAAAGUGACAUGAUGACGAAAGAGAGUGUCCGAUGCCUCUAUACAAGUCUGGGACUUUCCAGGAGAGUUUCAGUAAGAACCGACAGAUACAGAGCUGUUUACCCAAGAGUAUCAUUGAAUUGAGGACUUUUUCGUUGAUUACCUGAGUUAAAAUAAUAUGAUAAAUAAAAUAGUCCUCACAGAC
Messenger RNA from Pomacea canaliculata, 2508 nucleotides. RefSeq lists its product as uncharacterized. Bases 149 to 1681 code for a protein of 510 amino acids. Lineage: Eukaryota; Metazoa; Mollusca; Gastropoda; Architaenioglossa; Ampullariidae. The record is from RefSeq and is a predicted model, not a curated record. The transcript is spliced from 5 exons.